Molecule: messenger RNA, 3051 nt
Organism: Lethenteron reissneri (Far Eastern brook lamprey)
Lineage: Eukaryota; Metazoa; Chordata; Hyperoartia; Petromyzontiformes; Petromyzontidae
Product: carboxypeptidase A6-like
Biological process (GO): proteolysis
Molecular function (GO): metallocarboxypeptidase activity; zinc ion binding
Source: RefSeq, a predicted model, not a curated record
UCCACCCAGCAACCCUCCCACACCCAGCCAACUGCCUCCUCACUCGCUGCUUCCCACUCAGCUUCUCCUCCGCAUCAUCUUUAUAGAGGAGAGAGGCGUUCAACUUAUCGGGAAAACAACUUCAUCAGCCGAGACACACAUAAAUACAACAUCCCUAGAACUAACUUCUAACGUACUUGUGCACGGUACACAGAGUAAAAACACACGCGCGCGCGCACACUCACACCUGCACCGACCAUUCGUCCAUUCAUUGACGACGAUGGCAUUCGCCGUCGAGUUUCACGCUCACGCGUUUCUCGUCAGCGCCGCCCUCUUGCUCAGCCUCGCCGCUGUGGAGGUGCAGCUGGAGGCGCCGGGCUGGAGGCAAGGCUACGGCUCUCGCUACGCCGGGCAGCAGGUUAUCCGCGUUAUUCCGGCCAACUCGAGGCAAGCGGAGAUGUUGCGCACACUUGCACGCGAUGCCAAGCUGGACCUGUGGCACCCAAGCAGCGGCGACCUCAUCCACCCGGGCGCCCCCACCGACUUCCGCGUCCCCCGCUCCGUCGUGGCCGGAUCGGGCCGCCGCGGCGGCGAGGGCGGCGCACGGGGACGCGGGGCCUCGCUGAGCCCCGAGGAGGUCAAGGCCUUCCUGUCGCGCGCCAACGUCUCGCACACGGUUCUGAUGGACGAUGUCCAGAAGGUGAUCGAUGCCCAGCUCAAGACCUCCACCAGAGACAAGAGGAAUGCCCGGGGGUACAACUACAAUGUGUACCACCCCCUGGAGGAGAUUGUGACGUGGAUGUCAGACGUCGCGGAACAGAAUCCUGCACUGGUCUCGCGCAUACUCAUCGGAAAGUCUUACGAGGGGAGGCCUCUAUACAUUCUUCAGGUGGGGAAAAAGAAAGGUGGGACGAAGCCCUCGAUGUGGCUCGACUGCGGGAUGCAUGCGCGCGAGUGGAUCAGCCCAGCCUUUUGCCAGUGGUUCGUGAAGGAGGCUGUGCGCACCCAGCGCAGUGACCCGGCCAUGCGUCGUUUACUCAACCGCCUCGACUUCUACGUCAUGCCCGUGCUCAAUGUGGACGGCUACGCCUACAGCUGGAACAAGGAUCGCCUGUGGCGGAAGACGCGAUCCAAAACGUCGCGUAAAGGCUGCCUGGGAGCGGACGCCAACCGCAACUGGAACGUCGGCUGGAGCGGAGCGGGCGCCUCCGUGCACCCGUGCGAUGAGACGUACUGCGGGGGCCGCCCCGAGUCGGAGCCCGAGGUGAAGGCGGCAGCGCGCUUCCUGAAGCGCCAGCGGCGGCUCCUCCGCGCCUACGUGACGGUGCACGCCUACGCCCAGCUGCUCCUCUACCCAUACGCGCACCGCCGCAGCGCCAUCCCCAACCGCCACUGCGUGGAGCUGGUGGCCAAUGAAGCGGUGUCGGCGCUGCACGCAGUGAACGGCAGCAAAUACGACUACGGGCCUGCCUCCUCCACCAUGUACGUGACGUCAGGCAGCUCGCUGGACUGGGCCUACUCGCAGGGGGCACGCUACUCGUUUGCGCUGGAGCUGCGCGACACGGGCCGCUACGGCUUCCUGCUGCCCGAGCGCCAGAUCGGCCCCACGUGCGCCGAGGCCAUGAGGGCCGUGUCCAUGAUCGCCGCGGCCGCCCUGCGCAACUGCCGAUAGUGAGCGUGGCGCAGCCCAGGGGAUGUGACUGGUGGACUUUGCUUCGACUGGACUGGACCAGACUGAACCAAACCAGACUGGACCGGACUGAACUAAACCACGCUCUAGUGCACUACACCGGACUGAACUAGACCAAAACAGAUUGGAGCAUACUGGACUGGACUUUGUCGGCCUGGAAUGAACUGGACAUGACUGGACUGGACUUUAUAGGGUGGGGAUGGACUGUACUGGCAGCCUUGGCAGAAUGGCCGGGCUCGCCAACUCAGGAGGAGCUCAGAGUGACGUCGCAUCCAUGCUGCUCUUCCAGAUUCUCCGAGCGCAGCCCGUGCGUCCUUCAAGUUGGGGUGGACCCGAGUUCGGAGGCCGUGCCGUUACACUAGAAUGGACUAGACUGGAUUGAACUGAACUGGACUGGACUGGACUGAACUGGACUAGACUGAACUAGACUGGACUUAUCUGGACUGGACUGAACUGGACUGGACUGAAGUGGACUAGACUGGACUGAACUGGACUAGACUGGACUGAACUGAACUGGACCAAGCAGGACUGGAACACAUUGAACUGGACUGGACUUGAGCAGUCCGAGUGGACAUAUCAUUUGAGAAGCAGGCGGAAAUGACCAGGGCUUAAUUUCAGUUGGGUCAGUUCGCAUCGCCAACUCGGCAAACAUUUCCGUAAAAAUGCUCACCACACUUAGUGUACCUUUGGCUGCGGCUCCUAGUCAUGCGCCGCCUGCUCCAGCUACCGGUGAUGCCGAACAUAUUCAGUGAGAAAUUAAGCCCUGGUAAUGGCCAAUUGACAUUGCUACUUGGAUGUGAGGUUCACAGUGGCCGUGUCUAAACACUGAGCCGACGUCACUGCGGUGUGAGACUUAAAUUCGUGUUUCGGCCACCCCUGGUAAGUCCGCGUUUUUUUUUCCAUAAGGGCUGAUGGUCUCAGUCUGGUCGUCAGUGAUUGCACACAAAAAUCCACCGAUGAAAUUAGUUUUUUAUUUAAUUUGACGAAGCUACGCUUUUGGCGCUGAAUAAAAAAAAGUCACGGGCCACUUGAGUUGCGGCAUAAACCAGCGGGUGUAGCAGUGCCACCCAGAGUUGGAGCAAGAGGGAACUGUGGCCGGCAGGAGUUCUGUGAUGUCCACAUCUCGAGGGCCGAUCCCUGGAUUGCCGUGAGGCCAUACUGCCUGUGGGAGGUCCACACAGACACUCGUUCGACGCACGGCAUUGCUUACUCGCAGAGCUCACCCAGAAGGUCAUCGGUGAUACAAAUGUCUAAAUAUUCCCUCUUGAAAUUGGAACGACUUCAAAAGAAUAACCUGAUAGAGACAAUGCCAUUUGUGGGGCUUGUGUAUAAACACGUUUUCACCUGUUGGCAAAUAAAAACAAGUCUCUUGUCCAGUAUAA